Messenger RNA from Mucor mucedo, 870 nucleotides. Its product is annotated as HAD-like domain-containing protein. Gene Ontology annotation, molecular function: phosphoprotein phosphatase activity. Gene Ontology annotation, cellular component: plasma membrane. The transcript is spliced from 5 exons. The record is from RefSeq and is a predicted model, not a curated record. The coding region runs from base 1 to 870 and encodes 289 amino acids. NCBI's taxonomy places the organism in Eukaryota, Fungi, Mucoromycota, Mucoromycetes, Mucorales, Mucoraceae.
AUGUCGACGACAUCUACAACGAUCCAACAAGCAACCAGUUUGGAGGAAGCAAAAACUGGUAGUCCAACGACAAAUAAUAUUUCACAAGUAGCACCACAAGAUAGUAGCAGCAGCAAACUAAAGAAAGUUGGUGCUGGUUCAUUUCUCGAUAACAGUGAUAAAUCUUCUAUUUCCAACAGCAAAAAGAAUAGAAAUAGCUCUCAAAAAGAAAAGCAAAUUGUUAUACCUAACAAUAAUGUAGAAGAAACGAAAAUUACCAAACCUAUUACUCCUCCAAUUAUCACACAAGUUGAACCACAACCUACAGAAGUUGAAUCCACCUCUCCCAUUUCUCUUCCUCCUCAAACCUCUCCUGUUGGUUCCACUGUUUGGCUUUUGCCUCCUUUGGACAUUGAAGACAAAGACAGAAAAUGCCUUGUUCUUGAUCUUGACGAAACUCUAGUUCACAGUUCUUUCAAGAUUAUUCCUAACCCUGACUUUAUUGUACCUGUUGAAAUCGACAAUCAAUACCAUAACGUGUAUGUAUUGAAAAGACCCGGUGUUGAUGAAUUUAUGCGUAAAAUGGGAGAGAAAUAUGAAAUUGUUGUAUUCACUGCCAGUUUAGCUAAAUAUGCAGAUCCUGUACUUGAUAUGCUCGAUAUUCACAAGGUAGAUUUAUCACAACUUGGACGAGAACUCGCAUCAACACUUAUUCUCGAUAAUUCACCUGCUAGUUAUAUAUUCCAUACAUCAAAUGCUGUCCCUGUUUCGACAUGGUUCAACGAUCCUCAUGACACUGAAUUAACUGAUCUCGUUGCAUUUUUAGAAGAUUUAACAGUCGUUGAUGAUGUCCAGCUUGUAUUGGAUAACGUAAUAGAUCCUUCUUCUUAA